CGCAGCAGCUAGCAGCCUUGGACAAGCUUCACCACACACCCAGCCAACAGCUCGCUGCCUUCAGGACUUCCUCGAUCUUCAUCCACACCCACAACUCUGAGCAGGGACGGCAAUCUGUACAGUAGCCACACCCACAAUUAGGAUCUGCCGAAACAACAUCCCAAAUCCACCUCUCCAACCCUUCAAAAUGUCCCUCCGCAUCGUCCCCUCCGAAGCCCACAGCACCACCUACAGCCACCUGACCACGAAAGGCGCCCCCUCCGCCCCAGGCCUCCACGACACCCUCCGCGCAGGCAUCGGCCCGUCCGCGUCAUCACCCGCCGACAACACCGCGACGACCAUCAGCGCGCACCCGCUGGAGGCGCGCCUGCGGCAGUGGGAGGCGACGCGCGAGGCGCUGCGCAUGGAGACGCUGCGCCGGGCCUUCGGCACCGCCGAGCCCGUGCGCCGCGCCAUGGAGCUCAAGAUCGCCCGCGACGGCGAGUGGCGGCCCGCCGCGCUGGGGCCGUCGCCGGGUGGGCUGGCCGGCGUCCACGAGGAGAUACUGCGCGGACGGGAGGCUACCAUCACGUGGGAGGAUGUGUUUACCGGGGAGGAAGCUAGGGGUGUCGUGGGUGUGCAUGAUGAGAUGGAGCGGAAGCUGAAGAUGUGAGGACGGCACGUUCGUGCGACUGGGGGUUUGAGGGUUUGGUGCUGAAGGAGGGGAGGGGAGGAGGAGGGCCCUGGCGGCACUGGUUAUGAUAUCAAACCCCAUGGUGCUUUAAUCUGAUUUCGCAGAAGUUCUCGCAGGACUGGCUCGAGUUGCUGGGCCAGGCGGGGCGAAAGGUGUACAACAUGCCAUGGUGCUUACCUCCUCGAGUCUUGCUCGCAUGAUAAAAACUAUUGGCAAGCAAGGACAACACAUAAAACUGGAUAGACCACACUGAAGAAGGCCAACGUAUUUACUACCAUCUAUUCUUCCGCUAUAAACGAUCGG
Molecule: messenger RNA, 976 nt
Organism: Phialemonium atrogriseum
Lineage: Eukaryota; Fungi; Ascomycota; Sordariomycetes; Cephalothecales; Cephalothecaceae
Product: proteasome maturation factor UMP1
Exons: 2
Coding region: 188-652 (154 amino acids)
Biological process (GO): proteasome assembly
Cellular component (GO): cytoplasm; nucleus
Source: RefSeq, a predicted model, not a curated record